AUGAAUGGUGAUAUAAGUCGAAUUCCAAUUCAGUCAUUUGGAGCAGUCUUUAGCUUGACGGACAUAUUGCCAGAACUCCCUCUACCAUCUGCCUUUCCACACGGAUCUAGUAGUGACAGCCUUCUUGCUGAUCCAGAAAUUUCAAACGAUGUCAUGCGAUGCCUUUGUUCUAAAGAUGAAAAUCUGAUUGGUAGCAUCACUGAAGCCCUGUCCAAGGUUUCGACGGACAAUAUUGAUCUCGAUGAUGACAAUGCGACUGAACCCGUCGAGAACCCCACUCUUCCUCCAGUCCUCGUAUCUGUGCUUCAAAGAGAUGCUUCUAUAUUUCGUUCGAAGUCAAACUCCUGCAUGCGUAUUAAGUCAAAUUCUUUCAAUUUCAGUCGCGAUAUUCAGCAGAACUUAAAUGAUUCUGACAUUCGUAAUCACGCAUUUGACGAGGAGUCUGCAUCCCCAGGAAAGCGGAAGCAUAAGAAAAAAAGGCGAAAAAAACGAAGGUUGGAAUAUGUAAAUCAGGAGGCCUCCAGUGGGGGAGAGUCCAAUGCUGCUACACCUGGUGGUUCUGUAAGCGAUGAUCAUUCGAACGACGCGGAUGAUUCUACUGCACUAACUCCCUACGGCGUCAGCGUUGAUGUCAAACCUGAUGAGAAGAAGAUCCUGCUUAAGUUCUCGCUCAAACGUCCCACAACCAGCGAGGCCAAUGCGCCAUUGGAUUCUUUAUCUAGAGACCGAAAGGAGAAAAAGCAUAAAAAGUCUAAGGACCGUGGAAGGAAGCGGCAUCAUAGCCGAGACAAGGGGUUCUCCCUAGUGGAUAGUGUGAGUCGCGUUGAGCCGCUUCUUCCGUCAGCCAAUGGAGUUCCUAUGACCGCUAAACCGGUCCUUGUGUCCUCUCCAAGUGCGACAAGGGAGCCAUUUAGUCUCAAAUCUUCGGUCUCAGCCCCGCAUUCCCCUCAUCCUGCGGUUGGUCGGAUCGGGAGUCCGGACGCCAAUCCACCGUUCGAUUUACAAGGCGUCUUUGAUCAAGUUAAACCCGAUUUCGCUGUGUUCCACGAAAACUUCUUAAAGGGCUUGCCUCAAUCUGUAAUGGCCCAUUCCAAUUCCCCAAAUCACCCUCCCAACUCCUCCGCACUGAAUUACACCGACUUCCUAGCCGCUGAUUUGCUUUCUGUCACAAAUCUUUCUCCCCCUAUUGCCCACCCUCCUGCGGUGCAAGGUAGCGGUGAUAGUAGUGUUUAUCGGGGUUCCUUCAUGAUCGCUUCACACCUCGAGUACGAUACGAAGUUACCUGGAAAUUUCCUGGAGCACAUAUCCGACCUACAAAAUGCGUCGUUGGACAUUUCGACGCACACUAAGCCUCCUGAACCUAGCUUUUCUCAAGCUAUCCCCCUGGGUUUAGCGAGCUAUCUCAAUUCCAGUAAGCCACAAUCAUCGACCUCCAUGCCCGCACCAGUUGCCAAAGUUGCUCCUGCUAAGCCCGCAGCUAGACGGAGAGCUCCUGUAUCCAAAAGACGAAGAUGUAAUGAGGUGGAGGGUUUGCGCACUUGGACGGUCAAAUACCCAGGUCAAAGAAAUUCCGAUAGGAAUUCGGAUGAAUCUUCGGCCUGGGAUGCCGCGGUUGAUCGGCAGGCUAACUACUUGCGUAACAAACGUCGACGCAUGACCAGGCAGCCCACGGCUCUCGCUGCCGAUUAUGUUUUGGAAAAUGACAAAGACUACCCCAAACCUCUUCCGCGUCGAAGUAGUGCUGAAGAUAUGGUUGCAACGGCGGAGGUUGGUAGCAUCGAGGAUUCUACAUUGGAUGCUGAAGAUCCUAUUGCAGUCUCGUUGCGUUCGUCUCGAAUGGGUCUUGGAGGUGUCAGUGGUGCGGGUGCUAGUCGUUGCUCUUACGUUGGGAUGGAUGGUGACACUGAGGAUGUACCCGAUGAAGAAUGUUAUAAGGACGGCGGUAGUGUUCGAAGGCGUCGAAGACCUGACGACGAUGAUGCACCGUUUGAGGUUCGCAUUAAAGAGCCAGCCGAACAGAGGUUUCCGCACUUGCAGAAGGUCGCUGCGGAGCACUCUCGGCCAGUACGGGAGCGCGUUCAUCACAAGCUUCUAAACUCUUAUUCGGAGGUCGUGGGCUCUUCUGACGCCGCAUCAGCAAGUAGUUUAAAAAAAUUCCUCUCCCAUAUCGACCAUGUGCUCGAGGCUGUAGAGGAGGUGGAUCUUCUAGCCAGCGGAGACAGCGCCGGUGACGAUGGCGUCUUAGCGGAAGCUAUAAUUUCUCCUUCCAAUAUUGCGGAGCUGUGUCGUGACGCUGCGAAGCUGAAGAGCACGCAUGCGGCCAAUCAAGUUCCCACUGAUCGUCUUCUCAAAUUACUUACUCUCCUUUUACUCAACAUUCGUGACGGAGCGAGCGUCAUCCGCGUCGUUGGGGAUCAGGAGGGCAUGGAGAAAAUAUCCCGUUCUGUUGGUGCCAGUCUAAUUGCGUUGAAUUUGAUGACUUCUAAGGACAUGCCUCGCGAAAUCUAUUUGGAAGAUGUAAUAGAACAGGCGGUUCAGGUGACCCGUUUCCAGCUCUCCAAUUGUAUCUACCCGGAGUAUGACCCAGCCUACAGAAUUGAAAACUCAGCGAAGGACAAUCAGAGUAGCAUAAAGUCUCGGCGUGCUCGUGAGCGCGACACUCAUAAGUCACCUACGGUUGUCCAUCUUUACUACCGUCUUUUAGAGAUCGUCACAGGAUUGGCCGAGCUGGUUAGUAUUCAACGCCUCACUGAUAGUCUUGUGCUCUCACUCUAUUCCGUCGGUGUGUCAAUUUUUUUUGUGGAAAACGUCAGCGAAUUGCAAUUGGCGGGCCUUAAAUUGGUUACCGGGGUCUUCGCUCAGUAUCCUUUCUGUCGGAAACUUAUUAUUGAGGAAAUUAUCACCGGCAUUGCGCGUCUUCCCUCGAGUAAGCGCAAUCUCCGAACAUACAGGCUGAACUCCGAGGAGAGUAUUCAGAUGUUCACGGCCCUGGCGCUUCUCUUGGUUCAGUCAGUGAUUGAGCUGCCCACCUCAAGUGCUUCUAGCCAGCAGCGGGUGUCAGACGGUGCGAGUGCUGAAGACAAGUUGGAUAGCGGUGGAAAUGCAACUGGACAGAAUGCACCUGUUGUGCACAGGCCAGAUGAUGAGGUGCUGGUCACGAGUUCCUACAAAAAAGCUAUUAUCACAGCGCAUAAUUUCCUUUCCGCAUUUCUCAGGAAAUCAACGACUAAAGGCGAAGACGAUUAUCGGAUUAUAUUUGAGAACUUUGUUAACGAUCUCCUCCUCACUGUGAAUAAGCCAGAGUGGCCGGCGGCGGAAGUUAUGCUGAGCCUUCUUGGAAGCCUGCUGGUUCAGCAGUUCAACAAUAAAUCACUUGACCAGUCGAUCCGGGUGACCAGCGUUGACUACCUUGGUACAGUGGCUUCGACUCUGCGUCGGGACGCAGUGACGAGUCAGCUGAAGGAGCAUGACAUAAAUGUUAUUCUGCGUGAACUAACUGAAGGUAGUCAGUCGGAAAGCGAAGAAGAGGAUGAUGAAGAGGGGGGCGGUGGUGAUGCCGACAAAAAAAGCGUUAAUGAGGUUUGUUCCUCUUCAACCAAUUCAUUUUUGACUACGGACGUUCGAAAAGCGGGAGAGGGAUCUGAAGACGUAAAGGAUAUGAAAGAGGAAAAGAGAUCAAAAAUGAAGAAGUGUUUGGAAGUGAAUUUGUCUAAGAUGGAUAAAAUACUUGUUCUUCGAGACGCCGUUCUAGACUACCUUCUAGAAGACGAAUCUGAUCCUGUUGUAGUUUAUGCCUGCAAAUUCUACAUGGGUCAGUGGCUUGAAGAUUGCACCACAGAAGUUGAACGCGCACAUAAAGCUGCUGCUGAGAACCCUUCGCAGGAGUCAACGCAUCAGAAGCUGGGAGUUCGUCGUGGGAAGCGUAGUAAAAUUGACGACAUCGAGGAUGAGAAGGAAGCUGCUGCUCUCUCUGAUGUUGAGUUGGCAGAAUUGCGUCGUGCCUAUCUGAUGGAUCGUUUACGUGAUCCUCCUUCGGUUUGGCGAGCUCGUUGCCGUCCCAAGGUAGCUGGAAUGAUGCCCCCGACGUCAACCUCUGCUUCUAUCGUAUCUAAACAGUCACAAGCCCUGCGUGUCGUGUUCAAGGGCUCUAUUGAUUACGAGGAUGCCUAUCUCAUCUGUCGCUAUCUCGCUAGUCUUCGGCCGUUCUCUCAAAGCUUUGAUAUUUAUCUUUCACAGAUUUGCAAGCUUCUAAGCGAAUCAUCAGUUCCCGUUCGAACGAAAGCGCUACGAUGUCUUUCGGCCGUUGUGGAAGCGGAUCCUGGCGUGCUGGCACGUUCAGAUAUUGAGAUGGCCGUACGUUCUCGUCUUAUGGACAUUUCUACAUCGGUCCGAGAAGCCGCUGUCGAUCUUCUCGGUCGUUUUCUUAUCUGUCGCCCGGAACUCACCGCACAAUACUAUCCCAUGUUAUCGGAACGGAUUCGUGACAAGGGUGUAUCCGUACGGAAAAGGGUCAUUCGCAUCCUUCGUGAUAUCUGCGUAGAACAGCCAGAUUUUCCACGCAUCGCUGAAAUUUGCGUUAGGAUCAUUCGCCGUGUUAAUGACGAAGAGAGUGUGAAGAAACUAGUUAGCGAAGUCUUCCAGGCUCUGUGGUUCACUCCGGUUAGAGAGAAGGAAUCCGUAAAACUGUUGCACAAGGUUAUGAAUAUUACUGACGUAGUCGUUUCUGCUUCUAAGGAUACCGGGAUCGAAUGGUUGGAGCAGUUUCUUGAGGGUCUUUUGACGAAAGAAGAAGGUGAGAAGGUUCGUCCAGCGGAGAAAGCCUGUGUCCAGAUAGUGGAGUGUCUUGUCCAGAAUAUUAUGCGAUUAGAUGAAAUUCCAGGCCAGACCAAGCGUCUUGUGGCUUGUCUCGCCACUUUGCACCUCUUUACGAAAAUUAGACCCUAUCUCACUGUGAAACACGCAAUGUUGCUGCAGCCCUACCUGUCGGCUCAUGUUCCAGCCCCUGGGGCACCCGCACAACCAUCCUCGCAUCUAGACUCUUUGAUUCUUCACUACGUGGCGAGAAUACUUGAGGUUACCAUUCCCCUGAUUGAACACCCCUCGGAAGCAUUUUUGGCGCAGCUGGAAGAAGAUCUCGUUCGACUUACCCUCCGACAGGGCAAGAUGGUCCUCGAGUCGUGUGUUGCUUGCCUCGGUGCAGUGGUUAAUCGGGUGUCGAAAAAUUACUCUUUGGCAAUGGAAUGCUUCCGGGGUUUCUUCAAUGCAUUAGUCAAGAUUCGAAGGGAAUGCCUGACCUCCUCAGACAAGGCAUCAAUGCCGAAGCUACCGCGGGAACUUAGACCCUCUAUUUUACGCUCAUUGUUUACUGUGGGUUUGCUGUGCAAGCAUUUCGAUAUCAAUGUCUUCUCCACAGAUGCAGAACCGAAAACGCUUAACCAAGUUUUUGAAAUCCUCAUGUUUUUCUCGGAACGCAUGGUAUCCGACUUGGAGGUGCGUAAAAACGCUCUCUCUGGAUUGGGGUUUCUUUGCACGCGGCACAAGGAACUGCUCUGUGGGACACCUCUCUGCAAGUUCUACCAUGAACUUCUUCAAGCUCCAGCUGACCAUGAUGUCGACAAGUCGGCUGAUCUAGAGUUAAAAAGCCUUGUUUUGGAAAAUCUUCUCAGCUUUUUCAUGGAGGAGGAAAGGAGGAUGUUAGAACAGGAUGCUAGAUGGAAAGCUACGCACAAAGAGGAGUCUUUGAAGGUGAUGGGAGAUGUCGCCUCAGGCACGGGUAGCUACGUGGCGCAAUCUUACUUGAAGGAAAUUAUGGAGACCUUCUUUUCACCCUCUACCCCUGUCCGUUUGACCGCUCUUUCGGUUGUGACGACAAUCCUUCGACAGGGUCUCAUACAUCCCGUCCAAACGGUGCCUUAUCUUAUCGCCAUGCAGACAGAUUCGGAUGCCUCGACGCGCAUCAAAGCGGAGGCUCAGUUACAAGAGAUUGAAAACAAAUUUCCUGGCUUCAUUUACAUGCGUGCGAUAGAGGGUGUUUGCUUUUCAUACCGUCUUCAACGGGUACUGCAUUCGGCCUCAAAGAUUUCACAUGUAGAACGCAAGGGCUGUGGUGUUUAUGACACCUCUGAGACCAACAUCACAGCUACAUCACAGUCAACUUCUGUAAAGCCGUCACGUCGAAGUAGUGGAUGCAGCACCACCGACAACGGGGUAUCAGCCAAUGAGGGUAACAUCAGUGAUUCUGUUCUGGCCUCAGUCUAUCCCUUCGCAUGUCCUAUUCGUGGCGCUAGGGACGUGGAUUCUGAUGUCCCAAGUGCCCUCAACUCACAACUUUACUCGAUGCUACGGGUUAAUCGGACCUCUAGGCGAGCAUUUCUCAAUGGCCUGAUUAAUCUCUUUGAUGAGCUGCAGAAUAUCUCUCUGGGAAGGCUCGUCUACGUGGCCGAUAACCUCGCCUUCUUCCCCUAUCAAUGCCAGGCUGAACCUCUCUUUGUUAUUCAUCAUAUCGAUCUUCUUGUUAGUGUAAACGGCUCCACAAGACUUCAGGCAGUUCGUGAAGCUCUCUUCCCGGAGUUAAAGGAGCUUCUUGCAUCUCAGGCAUCCAUUAACAACGGCUUAAACAACACUAAUUCCUGGGCAGUAUCGGGUUUGGAAGGUAAUCGGUUGCCCUUUUCCAAGGAUUGCGCGGGCGUCGUUCCCAAUGUAGUAUCAGACUCACAGACUGUUCAACAAGUUGUGGUAGAUCAAGGGACUAGUAUAAAUGCAACGUUGACGCGACUAGAGGCGGAAGAGGAGAAUGAGGAUGCUUUGGUAUCUCGAAUCCUUUCGGCAGACUCCACUAGACUGGCGUCGAUUCGUGAGUCUAUCAGGGCCAGUCGCGCGUGUCUUUUGCUUCUUAAUCUGAAGCAAUACCUCAAGGAAGUCUAUGGAAUCACCGACAGCAAAAUUCAAAAGUUUUCACCUUCCGAUUCGGGUAAGCUGUGGGAAAAGCAGUUGACACGUAAGAGUGGUGUUCGUUUCUUCCCUGCGCUUUGUCUACGAUCGGCUACUGAAGAACUAAGAUCUGAUGCAUGUGGAACCCUUUUUGCUCCCGACAAAUCGGCUAUGCAUUCGGGCAUCACACAUCAUACCGCACGAGACUUGGUUUUGGAGUUCUUUGAGUUCCGCAAACUUAUUCUUUCUAUCGAUCCGCCCGAUGAAGACGGCUUUGAUGCUACCGCAAAUUCCGCUGCUAACGCCGAUGGUCUUGGAGGCGACGAUAGGCAAGCUGUCAUGACAAUGGAUGAUAUCCCACUUCGGUUGGGGCCUGAUCGAUCUCUGGUACCACAAUCGCACAAUCGGUCGUCGGAUGAAGAGGACGAUUCAGCAGAUUCUGAUGUCGGUGGUGCAUCACGUCUUCUUUUGGCUCAGUCUGCGCCACAAAGGCGGCGUGCGGUCGUAGGAGCAGCAGGAGGCAGUGGUGGGGUUGGUAGUGGCCUCGGCCGAAAUUUGCGAGCUUCUCGUCCCUCUGGAGGCGGUGGUGGUACGGUGUCAACGCCUGUAUUGAAGCGGAAAAGUGUUAGACAACCCCGAGUUCGGUCUGCCUACAUCUCCAACAGCGAAUCGGAAUCCGAGGCUGAGACGCUGUCUUCAGAGGAGGAAUCGGGUUAG
Molecule: messenger RNA, 7647 nt
Organism: Echinococcus granulosus
Lineage: Eukaryota; Metazoa; Platyhelminthes; Cestoda; Cyclophyllidea; Taeniidae
Product: Nipped-B protein
Exons: 21
Coding region: 1-7647 (2548 amino acids)
Biological process (GO): establishment of mitotic sister chromatid cohesion; regulation of gene expression; establishment of protein localization to chromatin
Cellular component (GO): Scc2-Scc4 cohesin loading complex
Molecular function (GO): chromatin binding
Source: RefSeq, a predicted model, not a curated record